This is a messenger RNA of Orbicella faveolata, 3515 nucleotides long. RefSeq names its product ribosomal protein S6 kinase alpha-2-like. Lineage: Eukaryota; Metazoa; Cnidaria; Anthozoa; Scleractinia; Merulinidae. The record is from RefSeq and is a predicted model, not a curated record. Gene Ontology annotation, molecular function: protein serine/threonine kinase activity; ATP binding; magnesium ion binding. Gene Ontology annotation, biological process: intracellular signal transduction; protein phosphorylation.
CGUAUUUCACACAACUAAACUGUGUUUUGAGAGGUAGGGUAGUGUGAUCACAAGAAGACGGUUUUUGGUCGGAAAAACGCCGAGAAAUUCAACAUGCCUUUGGCAUAUUUAGCCGACCCUUGGCAGAAAAUGAAAGUUCACGAGGAGAUUGAGGUUGCAGACGAAGAAAUGACGGACGAAAAUAAAAACGGACCCAUCGAAGAGACGUCUUCACUAAUCGAUGUAUCUGAAGAAUUCGUAAAUUCGAAGGCCUGUCUGAAAGCCGACCCGUCGCAGUUCGAAUUGCUGAAAGUACUUGGGCAAGGCUCCUUUGGCAAGGUAUUUUUGGUGCGCAAGUUGACCGACUCUGAUGCCGGGAAUUUGUACGCCAUGAAAGUUCUCAAGAAAGCGACUCUGAAAGUUCGCGAUCGCUUGAGAACUAAAAAAGAAAGAGAUAUCCUGGUGGAUGUCCAACAUCCAUUCAUUGUAAAACUCCAUUAUGCUUUUCAAACUGAAGGCAAAGUCUACUUGAUCCUCGAUUUUCUUAGGGGAGGAGAUCUGUUCACAAGAUUGUCUAAAGAGAUAAUGUUCACAGAAGAAGAUGUCAAAUUUUACCUGGCUGAGCUGGCUUUAGCCCUGGAUCAUCUUCACAAAAUAGGAAUUAUUUAUAGAGAUCUCAAACCUGAGAAUAUCCUACUUGAUGCUGCUGGCCAUGUUACCCUAACAGACUUUGGUCUUUCAAAGGAAUCAGAAUAUGAUCAGAAGACAUAUUCAUUCUGUGGAACAGUAGAAUACAUGGCUCCUGAGGUGGUCAACAGAAGAGGUCACACUCAAGCGGCAGACUGGUGGUCUUAUGGUGUUCUCAUGUAUGAGAUGCUGACUGGGGCGCUGCCAUUUCAAGGCAAAGAUAGAAAGGAUACAAUGAAUAUGAUUUUAAAAGCCAAACUUGGUAUGCCUCAGUUCUUAUCACCAGAUGCACAAAGUUUAUUGAGAAUGCUUUUCAAAAGAAAUCCUUCAAAUAGAUUAGGUGUUGGUGAGAACGGAAUUGAAGACAUCAAAACUCAACCGUUCUUUUCGUCCAUUGACUGGGAGAAAUUAUUUAAAAAGGAAUUGAAGCCUCCUUUCAAGCCAGCUGCUGGUAGAGCGGAUGAUGCUUUCUAUUUUGAUCCUGAAUUCACUUCUAAAACACCGCAAGAUUCUCCAGCUGUUCCCCCAAGUGCGACUUGUCACCAACUUUUUAGAGGAUUUAGUUUUGUGGAUCCUGGACUUGUACAAGAAGAGUCAUCACAACUAACAUCUAAUGGAUCAGACAAAAUGGAGACAGAUCAUAAACCGGUCCAUAGUAUGUUCACCAUUAGAACAACGUCCAUUCUUGAAGAAUAUGAAAUUAAACAGGAAAUUGGCAGAGGAUCAUACUCAGUUUGUAGGAAAUGUGUUCACAAAGCAUCAGGAGGCGAGUAUGCAGUUAAGAUUGUAGAUAAGAGUAAAAGAGAUCCUACAGAAGAAAUUGAGAUUCUUUUACGAUAUGGAAGUUAUCAGAAUGUUAUUCAUCUCAGAGAUGUGUAUGAUGAUGGCAAAAACAUGUUUAUGGUGAUGGAGCUGAUGAGGGGAGGAGAACUUUUGGACAGAAUACUUAAACACAAGAGUCUAUCAGAGCGAGAGGCUGCACUGAUAAUGUUCACACUAGUCAGCACAUUCACUUUCCUCCAUGAGGAAGGGGUUGUCCACAGGGACUUGAAGCCAAGCAACAUAAUGUAUGCGGAUGACAGUGGAAGCCCUGAGUCUCUAAGAAUAGUUGAUUUUGGAUUUGCGAAACAAAUCAGAGCGACAAAUGGCUUGCUAAUGACGCCAUGUUACACGGCUAAUUUUGUGGCUCCUGAGGUGCUAAAGAAACAGGGUUAUGAUGCUGCUUGUGAUAUUUGGAGUCUGGGUGUGCUUCUUUACACCAUGCUUGCAGGACAAACGCCAUUUGCUGUCGGCCCUGAGGAUUCUGCCUCGGUUAUCUUGUCGAGAAUAGGCGAAGGAAAGUAUUCGCUUGUCGGAGGAGCUUGGGACAGCAUUUCGGACGUUGCUAAGGACUUGGUUCGACAGAUGCUUCAUGUUAAUCCAAGACUACGGCUAACAGCAAAACAGGUUCUUCAACACCCAUGGGUUGUGAGUCGCUACCAGCUUCCCGUGCACAGACUUCACCAGGUCAGCAGCGUGUCAAGAAUCAAGGAAGCAGUCAAGGCGACGUUUUCCGCUCUCUCCUCCCCCGACAACAAGCGCCUCAAACCAGUUCACGCUUCGCUGCUGGCACAGCGGAGAACGACGAAGAAGUCUCCUAAAUAAAAAGACUUGACGGCCGUCCUUUUGUAGUGGAACUUUUGUACGUAUUAAGGAACCUUUUUUCACAAGUUCUUGGACCAUCGAGAAAAAGUUAGCCCGCAAAACCACCGUCUUCUUUGCACAACAGUCACGUGAUAAACCAGUCGUGUGAAGUGUACAGGUGCAGCUUUGGAACACCGUAAGACCUUCCCGGAUGUUAUGACGUCAGAGUGCAGGAUAUGGUUAUCGCCGGCCCGCUUGAUGCGGAUAAAAUAAUUGUGUUGUUCUAAAGGGUGCCUUUUACGCGAUGUGGUUCAAGUUAGAAGCACAGACUGUUAAGCGUCCACAAGCUUUUAUAAAUAAAGCUUCUCCGGCAUGCGGGCAUUUCUUGAGUGGAGAAGAGGCAGUUUUGCAGGUUAAAAAUUAGUGAUACGAACCAUUAAAAGCUCUAGUGGUGUAUUAUUAUAAAUAUUUAUGGUUUCAUUCUUGAUAAACUCACAAAACAAAGGGGGUAAAAACAAAAAAAUCCAUUUAAAUUCAUUUUGUUUUGGCGUCAGAGAAUUGUACUUUAUCAAUGACUGCUGAAUGCAGAAUUAAUUUUAAAAAAUGUGUUACUUAUAUCGUGCGAGAAAUUAGGAAUUUUCCUAUAUGCGCUUUGUAACUAAUUAAUAGGACGUUAGCAAUAGUUUCAUACGCUAAAGGUUUAAAACCGGAUAGCAUAAUUCACUCGGAUAGAAAAGAGAAAAUACUUCUAACUGAACUAUUACCUACCCUAAAUAACUAGUUUGGUAGACAGUUUAGACGCUAGUGGACAAAUCACUAAAAUCAAGAUUUUGACAUUCAGUCGUUUUUGUUAAGCAUCAGUGAAUAUAUCGUACUGUGCGUGCGGCGAAUUCUAAUUUGUAAAAAGAAGAAAAAUUGCUUUUGCGAUCAAGAAAACCUUAUUUUGUUCAGUGGCAAUUCUAACGUGCCAAUUUGUUGAUGAAAAAAAAAUGAUUCAAACUUUUAUACUACAUAAAUCAUACCGGCUUAUUUUUCUAUAUUUCUGUACUGUUUUUCAGAAACUUUGUAUGUAUAAAGUUGGUCUUUUUUGAGUGGGGGUCGAUUUGCCGGUGUUUCCUAUUUUAGUUCGUGUCUUCCAACGAACAGAAUAGAAUUGAUUAGUAACGAAUGUGAUAAAUACGUUAAAUAUCAUUUUGUUAAUACAGUUCAGACAAAUUGUGAACGUG